AGGCUCAAGAGUGCUGUCAAGUGCCCAUUGUCCUGCCCCAGUGCUCAUGUUGCCCCGCGAUGGAUGUCGUCACUGAUGCGGCGACCUCCGCGGUCCGCGGGGGCCUCAGCGCCGCGCAGGUAGCCGCCGGCGAGCUGGCCAAGCAGGCCAACAGCGUUGCACAGCUGGCGUCGUCCAAGGAUCCUGUGGCCUGGCUGACGGGAGAUGACGACGACGUGGAGGCCGACUUCGUCGAGGAGGACCGGCCUUCGCCGCUCGUGUCGGUUCCGCUGGCGGCCGUGCAGUCCUGGGCGUCCGUCUCGCACGCCGGCCCAGUUCCACAGGCCUACCCGGGCAUCGGCGCCCCCGAGGCGGCCACCGAUGCCGCAGGGCAGGCAGCGGAGGCUGAGCGUCGACCCAGGGAACCACCUUUCACCAUCGACCCUGGGAUCAAUGCCAAGGUCGCGCUGUGGGAGGGCGAGCCCUGCUCCCUGGAGGUGGACGCCCUGCUCGCCCCUUCGGCCGCUGGCUACUCGCCGGGCGCCAGCCUCGUUUUUCCGAAGGUGUUGAGGUACGGUGGCAAGGACCUGAGGGCGGACCUCAGGCACCUGGACCCGUGCCGCAGCGGGGAGGCGAGGCUUGCCAAGGCGUACGGCCUGCCGUGUCAGCGGCUGCUGCUCACCGUCGGGCCCAAGUACAAGGAAAAGUACCCAAUCGCGGCCCAGAACACGCUGAACGCGUCUUACCGCGAGUGCUUCCAGCUGAUGGCCGAGGCGGAGCUGCGGACUGUGGCCGUGCCGUGCACGUGGUACAGGCAAGGCUACCCGCCCGAAGAGCAGGCUAACGUGGCGCUGCGCACCGCGCGCCGGUGUCUCGAGAAGCUGCGCGGCGCGGUGGACACGGUCGUCUUCGUGGCCGCUGGUCAGCAGGAGGCUGACUUGUACGAGAGCCUGAUGCCGCUGUACUUCCCGCGCGUCGCGGAGGAGGCGGCGGCGGGCGCCAGGGUGCUGCCAGACAGCUGCUGGACGCCGUGGGGCGAGGUGGCGGUCGAGGAGAGGAAGAUCCGUGUGUCCCACGCCCUCAUCUCGGGCGAGGACGAUGACCGGGACCUCCUGUUCUCCCCGACCGACGCAGACGACAGGGGGUUCCUCAACGCGGACGCGAACGCCGACGAGAGGGCGCUUCAGCGGCUGCAAGGCACCAUGACCGAGGCCGAGACCGCAGAGCAGGCGAGGUCGGCCUGCAUCAGGUACUUGCGGCGGGCGAGAGAGGUGCGCGCAGAGCCCGAGUGCUCCCGGUUCGUGUAUAGAGCCGGCCAGGACGAUCGCCUGCGGAGACACAUCAUUGUGCUGCUAGGUGCUCGACUGCCUUCUCUCGGAGUCCGUGACGGACGGACGCUUCCUUUGUUUGUGAAGGAGUGCGAGCUGCUGCAGGGGGAACCCUUCACCCUGCUGUAUUUCAACAGCUGCGUGUCCGCCCUCGACACCUCGACGCUGGAGGUGCUCCAGGAGAUGCUUGCGGUCAUCAACGCCAAGUACCGCAAGUCCCUGGACCAGAUAGCGGUGGUCCACCCGGGCAUCUGGUUCCGCGCGGCCUUCCGGCUGGGCAAGCUGGUGAACGAGGAUGCCGCGAACGUGUGGGACGACACGAUCUACUUCG
This is a messenger RNA of Prorocentrum cordatum, 1638 nucleotides long. Lineage: Eukaryota; Dinophyceae; Prorocentrales; Prorocentraceae. The record is from the annotation of a GenBank genome assembly.